CCGGUCCCGGUUGCGCUGCGGGUGCCGGUGCGGGGAUGUGGGCGUACGUGGUGGCAGCGCUGGCGGCGCUGUUCCUGCUGCGGCGCUGGUACCGGGAGCGCCAGACGGUGCCGGGGCUCCCGGAGAAGUUCGUGCUCAUCACGGGCUGCGACAGCGGCUUCGGGAACCUCCUGGCGCGGCAGUUGGAUGCGCGGGGGCUGCGGGUGCUCGCUGCGUGCCGGAGCGAGGACGGGGCCGCGCGGCUGCGGGCGGCUGCGUCCCCCCGACUGCAGACCCUGCUCCUGGACGUCACCUCCAGCCCCAGCAUCGCUGCUGCCGCCGCAUGGGUCAAGGAGCGAGUGGGUGACCGAGGGCUCUGGGGGCUGGUGAACAACGCGGGUGUCGGCACCCCCAGCGCCCCCAACGAGUGGCUGAGCAAGGACGACUUCCUCAAGGUGAUCAACGUCAACCUCAUCGGCCUCAUCGAGGUGACGCUCAGCGUCCUGCCCCUCGUGCGGCGGGCGCAGGGCCGCGUGGUCAACGUGGCCAGCGUGAUGGGCCGCGUCUCCUUCUUCGGUGGGGGGUACUGCAUCUCCAAGUUCGGCGUGGAAGCCUUCUCCGACAGCCUCCGGCUUGACAUGCGUAACUUCGGGGUGAAGGUGAGCAUCAUCGAGCCCGGGUACUUCCAGACGAACAUCACCAACGGGGAGAACGUACAGAAGCAUUUUAUGGCUGCCUGGGAGAAGCUCCCGGAGGAAACCAAAGCGGAUUAUGGGGAGAUUUACUUGAAGCACUUUGUGAAAUCCUUCGGGAACAUGAAGAACCUGUGCAGCCCCAACCUGUCGCUGGUGACGGGCUGCAUGGAGCACGCGCUGACCAGCCGCUACCCACGCACCCGCUACACCGCGGGCUGGGACGCCAAACUGCUCUACAUCCCCCUCAGCUACGCGCCCAGCGCCCUCUCCGACCGCGUGUUUGCCAAGUACCAGCCCCAGCCUGCCCGCAAAGCCUGAGGCAGGGAUGUGGUAAAGGCAAGGAGAGAGCUGGCAGCACCAGCUCCUUCCUGGGCUCCCGAUUCAAUGCACGUCUGGGAACCAGCUGAAUAAAGGCAGCUCCUGCUCCUGG
Pezoporus occidentalis (night parrot) is the source of this 1104-nucleotide messenger RNA. RefSeq names its product retinol dehydrogenase 16-like. Lineage: Eukaryota; Metazoa; Chordata; Aves; Psittaciformes; Psittacidae. Gene Ontology annotation, cellular component: intracellular membrane-bounded organelle. Gene Ontology annotation, molecular function: all-trans-retinol dehydrogenase (NAD+) activity. Bases 36 to 992 code for a protein of 318 amino acids. Gene Ontology annotation, biological process: retinol metabolic process; steroid metabolic process. The record is from RefSeq and is a predicted model, not a curated record. The transcript is spliced from 4 exons.